This is a messenger RNA of Pectinophora gossypiella (pink bollworm), 1794 nucleotides long. Its product is annotated as delta-sarcoglycan-like. The record is from RefSeq and is a predicted model, not a curated record. Gene Ontology annotation, biological process: cardiac muscle tissue development; heart contraction. The transcript has 6 exons. NCBI's taxonomy places the organism in Eukaryota, Metazoa, Arthropoda, Insecta, Lepidoptera, Gelechiidae. The coding region runs from base 201 to 1139 and encodes 312 amino acids. Gene Ontology annotation, cellular component: sarcoglycan complex; sarcolemma.
GCGCGCGCCCGUCAGUCUGCGCCCGCCCUCCGCUCGUGUGGGCGCGUCACCACGCGACCUCGCGACCACUCCGCGCUGACCACAGCCCCUACUGGUGCCGCCAGUGUCGCCCGACGGAUCAUGUCACAAUUUAAUCAAUCACAACAACAACUAUAGGAUCUCAGCUGAUUUCAAUAAUCUGAUAACGCUUGUACGUAGUGAUGAGCGGAGCUGAUACUUCGGGGGCUAUUCACGGGUGGGGUUACACGCCGACCGAGGACCGGCCAUCUGCCGCUGUGUCCACGGAAGCCCAGGAUAAAGCCAGCCCCAGGUGCCUCCCUGCAGCCCUUCACAGAGGAUGGCGGAGAACAGCCCUCUACUGUAUUCUGGUGCUACUAAUGGUGCUCGUGUUCCUGAACAUAGCGUUGACUCUAUGGGUUAUUAGUGUUUUAAAAUUAAGUAUGUCAGGAAUAGGUCCAAUCAAGAUAGUGCAGGGCGGCAUUCAGGUGUCGGGUCACGCGUGGGUGGUAGACCGGCUGGUGGCCUCCAGCAUAUCCUCGCAGCCCUCGCAGCCGCUCACGCUGCACUCACAUCGCAACUUCACUGUGCUGGUCUCCGAGCCGCACACGCCGGAUCAUGCCAGCUUACUCAUUAAGCGUGACAGCAUAGAGUGCAGCGGGCACGCGUUCCACGUGCAGGACGCGCGCGGCGCGAGCGUGUUCCGCGCGUCGCGAGACGAGGUUCGCGUCGGCGCCGACGUGCUGGCGGCGGACGGCGCCGGCGGCGUUACGGUCCGCGGGGCCGUACAGGCGCCGACCGUCCGCGCGCCGCCUGGAGCUGAUCUACUAUUGGAAUCCGCGACUAGAGGUCUGGACCUGAGAGCCCCGCAGUCUAUAUAUUUAGAAAGUAGAGCGGGAAGCAUUGACAUCACAUCGCAUAGCAACAUAAAGCUUGCUUCUGCGUUUGGUUCCAUUAAAAUCGAUGCCUCGAAUAUGAUAAUCAGCAACUUAAAAGAAGCAAAUGUGACAAGUACGCCGCAACCAAAUGUGAAAUACAGAAAAGUGUAUCAACUAUGUGCAUGCGGCUCUGGCAAGCUGUUCCUCGCCGCGCCGGACGUGCUCUGCGAAGCACGGGAGGACGACACCGACCUGUGUCGAUGAUGCACAAACAUAGAAUAAUUAGCCAAAUAUUUGUCGCCUAGUCUGAAUUUUAUAGAUUAGUAUCGGAGAUCCACACACCGAAAAGCAACGUAAUUAGAUAUAAAAGAUAGAACAUUAAAGACUGUACUGAGAGAUAGUGUGCCAAUAUUUUUUAAAGAACAUUUUGUUGACUAACGAAAGUCGUUUCCAUCAAGUUCGUCAAGCCGCAUUCCUGGCUGUACGGUCACGAGCAUUAAUUAUGUAUACACUUUAGUACCAUGUCACAUUAACUUUUUUGACAAUUUGAACUGUAAGUCUCACUAAAUGUCAAAUAUGUUAGCGCAACAGAGUCCUAAAGUGGGUACAUUAUAUUGCUCAUGACUGUACGUGAAGCAAGCAUUCAAGUCGUAUUACCGGAAACCCCUUUCGUUAGUAUAAAUAGAAUCAGUAUUAACGACGCAUUUGUGAUCUUAGAUAAAUAAAAAGAUAAUUAAUAGUAAAGAAAUAGAAAAAAAUGAAGUUAAAAUGCAACUGCCUUUUACGAAUUUGCACCUUGCACAUUGAUAUAAUUUAACUAGUACAAAAACGUGAUUAAAUAGCAAUAAAUGUAAGAGUGUUAAAUUUUUAAUUAUUAUAACAUAAUAUAGAAUUUACUUUGAUAAAAUUAUCACCAAAA